Patiria miniata (bat star) is the source of this 4296-nucleotide messenger RNA. Its product is annotated as zinc finger protein 420-like. The record is from RefSeq and is a predicted model, not a curated record. Gene Ontology annotation, biological process: regulation of transcription by RNA polymerase II. Gene Ontology annotation, cellular component: nucleus. The transcript is spliced from 5 exons. Gene Ontology annotation, molecular function: RNA polymerase II transcription regulatory region sequence-specific DNA binding; DNA-binding transcription factor activity, RNA polymerase II-specific. The coding region runs from base 159 to 3509 and encodes 1116 amino acids. Lineage: Eukaryota; Metazoa; Echinodermata; Asteroidea; Valvatida; Asterinidae.
AUAAACGCAAAAAUCUUUGUUCUUGUAAUCGUGCUUAAUGUCUGGCAGUCUAACUGUAAUAUGUACUGUUCAGCCUGAAAGCCAGUAAGCCACCAAAUCUGAAACAGCAUCGACGUCCAGAUCAUUCACCGAUGUCCUUGGUGCACAGCACCUGAGUGAUGGAUACCAGUAAUGCACCCUCCCUGCAGAGGGAGGACACACUAAUAGUACCCAACAAUCCCAUAGUAAGAUCAGCCCAAGACAGGAUCCUACAAAGCCUUCCUCAAGGGCUGAGAUACUGUGUGUGGAUGGACAGAGAUGAGGAUGGGGCAAGCAUGACGAUGAGGAAGGGCAUCUUCACGUCGCAAGAGUUCCAGGCUGGCCUGUGGUUUGGCCCGUAUGAGGGCUCGGUGGUUCUUCCUUCUGCGGGCGGGGUUAAAAACAAAGAGAUGUGGGAGCUACACUGCAGUGGCAAACUCUGUCAUUACAUAGAUGACAGCAAUGAUGAAAUAGCAAACUGGAUGCGUUAUGUCCGCUGUUCCAAAGAUCCUGGACCUGAUGUCAACCUCUUAGCCUAUCAGCACCGAGGUGCCAUCUACUACCACAGCUUUGCUGCCAUCAACCCUGGGAAGGAGCUUCAUGUCUGCCUACAGCACUUUAAGUUAGAAGAAGGCCUCAGUGGCUUAGGAGAUCAGCCCCACAUGUGCACUGUGUGCCGUUGCGUGCACCUGAGCCAAACUCUCCCUGCUGUGCGUUACGUCCACAAAGAGGUGCCCAGAAAGAAAACAAUCCAACCAGCUAAGACAACCAUAUCACCAGUCACAGCAGCCACCAAAAGGCUUGCUCUCAACAGCAAGAUUGACAAGUUGCGACAGAAGCUCAAGGUGGGGACAGGUGGAGACUUCAGCUCAGCCAGCACCCACACUUUAAACUUCAAAACCAUGCCAACUUGUUUGGCCUCUGGUAGCACCAGCUCAUCUGACAGCACAUCAAGCUGUGGUGUUAGCAAAAAUGUAUAUCAAAAUGAAACACAGUCUAAAUUUCCUUACAAAAGGGAAUGCUCAGAGAGUAGUAGUGAACCUAGCUUUGUUGGAGAAAGCAGAUCCGAUCUGCCACAUGGUAUUGUAGGAGGCAGAGAGUUGUCAUCGUUGCCAUACAGUUUGGAGAAAGACCCCACAGGGAAAAAGAAUUCCAGACCAGACAUGGAUGCUGGAAGGGAUUGCAUUGCCGAAGGAAAUGACUCUAGUAGCAGUCCUAGUGAUGAGGGUAGGAAGCCGGCUCCAUCUCUUGUUGAUUUACUAUCAACUGCGUCCAGUCUGAGUCCACCAAGAGCAGGAGUUGAUGCUGGGAAAGAUUUACAAGUUGGCAUGUCUGAGACAUUGACAAAUUCAAAAGAUACAACCAUAGCUGAAGGGACCAGUAAGAUGGAUAGUCAAGCCCAGGGGAUGAAGCCUUAUUAUGGUAAAAUGGUGCUAACGUCUGCCUUUCUGAAAGAGAAGUGUAAAGCAUUGGUUGAGAGGGUAGAAAAGCUCCUGCCGAACCGACAAUUUUUCUGUCUAUAUUGCGGAUGGAGGUUCAGGGAUCUUCACCACUUUAUCAAGCACAAGAGAAGACAUGUAAAGCUUUAUCGGAGGGUGAAAGGGAAAGAUAUGUGUAAGGAAUUGUGCAUUGGAGUUCAGGAUAUCUUAACAAUGAUUAAGGGCCGUGGGCCUUUUGUCUGUUCUGUCUGCAAUCGGUCAUUCAAGGAGAUUCACAAGAUGAAGAUGCAUGAGCGAUCGCAUGCUAACCACACAUGCCGUUACUGUGGUAGAAUGUUUGGUUCAAGCACUGCACGCAUCGUCCAUGAGCGUGCCCAUACUGGGGAAUGUCCAUACCCUUGCGAUGAAUGCCCCAAAGCGUUUCGUACAAACUACAUGAGAACACGGCACAAACAGCAGCGCCACAAUACUGAGUGGCUGCACAAAUGCGAGUUUUGCGACAAGAAGUUUAAAGUCAGGAGUGCCAUGACCACCCAUAUGAAAACCCAUGACAAAAAGCUGCCUUGUCCGGUCUGCGGGAAAAAUUUUGCACUGCCACGAGAUUUACUAAGGCAUGUGAAAACACAUACAAAUGAACGACCAUUCCAGUGCGAGUACUGUCAAAAGUGCUACAAACAGAAGUCAACACUCACUACACACAUCCAGAAACAUUUUGUUGGUGACUUUGCCUGCCAGUACUGCCCUCUGAAGUUCAGAACAGUACAAGCGCAUGCCCGGCAUGAGAGCACUCACACAGGAGUCAAGCCAGUAUUCAAGAGGGUUGAGAAACCUUUUCCCUGCAGGUACUGUGACAGAGUUUUCCCCCGGAAUGUAAAGAGGAAAGUACACGAAAGAGUUCACACGGGGGAACUUCCGUUUCAGUGCGAGUUGUGUGAGAAAGCAUACUCCAGCAAGAAAGGACUGGAGAGUCACAUGAGAACACACUCGGAUGAGCGGCCCUAUCCCUGCCUUGUUUGUGGGAAGAGUUUCAAAGAACGCAACACACUCAAAUGCCACAUGCGAAUCCACACUGGAGUGCGUCCAUUCAAGUGCGAGCAGUGCGACAAAACCUUCCGAGUGAGUGACGCACUAAAAAAGCACCGUCGGUCGCAUAGUGAUGAGCGUGCCUACAAGUGCCAGCAGUGUGAGAAGGCUUUCAAGCAGCUCUCGGCCCUUCGAAAGCACGAACGCUGGCACAUUGGUCUUCGGCCCCACAUCUGUGAUAUUUGCGGCCGUGAUUUUGUUGACAGGUACCGCCUGCGGAUCCAUCAGAGCAUACACCUGGAGGUGCGCCCACACAAGUGCAACAUGUGCGACAAGAGCUUCACUGAGGCUUGCCGGUUGAAGAGACACUUGCGGGAGCACGAGAAUCGGCGAGAGUUUGGCUGCGAGAUCUGCAACAAGAAAUUCAAUUUCAAAGACCAGCUGGAGACUCACGUCAAGACCCACAGUGAGGAGAGACCCUUCCAGUGCCAAAACUGCCCCAAAUGCUUCAAGAACAGCAGUGCCUUGCACCGCCAUCAACGGGUCCACUCUGACCAGUCCUUCUGCUGUCCUGUCUGCAACAAGGGCUUCAAGUUCAUGAAGUCACUCAGGAAGCACACCCUGCAACACCUUGGCAAGGAUGUCAUGUCCUUUGCUGCAUCAUCUUCAAGUCUCGCUGACCUGUGUGGUAUAAUACCGCCAAGCACCGACUCCAUCCCAGGCAGUCAAACUCAACUAGACAGCGAUAAAGAUCCCAGUUUGGAGACAAUUCCAUUCCCCAAUCAUUUCAUUAAGCAAACCUCCAGCAGUCAAUCAAGUACACACCUGAAUAUGUACCGUAAGAGUCUUGGCAUGUAUCCUGAUGAAUUCCAGGACAAUGACUCUGACCAAAGCACCAUUGUGGAUGAGCAUGAGCAGGUUCAUAAGUUGACUUCUAAAGACGAUGGAGCUCCUGAUAGUCCUGUGGGUCUUUAUCCUAUCACUCCUCUCAACCAAAUCAAAGUGGAGAGGUUUUCUGAAGAUGAGUAGGUUGAAUCCCUCAAAGUUAUAUUCCAGAGCAUUCAUGUAAAUCAGGAUAAAGUCUUUUUAUAUUGUGGUUUGGAGGAAUGAAAUGUCACAGUUUCUGAUGCUCAGAUGGUAAAAAUUCUGCCAAUACAAAGAGUUACAAAACGGGGCAAUCCAAUCUUCUUUUUGUGCCUUUUUUUUUUGGGGGGGGGGAAUGGGUUAAGAGUUGGGUGUGUGGGCGUCGAUCGUCACGGAAAUGUAAGAGUCGGUCCAAUUGAGGGUUUUCAGGGCCUAUAGAUUCAUUGAUAUAUCUUUGUCCAGCUUAUACGUCCAUGCAGUCGGGGUGUUAGCUCAGGAGAUUGUUGUCUCGUACCUUUUUAAUUUAUCAAACUUGCCAUGUACAGCGCCGCUUAGAAUGGAUGCUGAAAAUACUGAAUUUGUUGCAUGUAUAUUUGUACAUCAAGUAUCAUCAUUUUUUAGUAAUUUGUUUACAUAUGACUAAUUAAGCCCGAUAGAUUUUUAGUGAAAAAAUGACCCUUACUGUACUUUGUAACAAUAUAAUGAGUAAUUGUGGACUCUUAAGACUAGUAGUACAUGUAUCAAAUGUUGUAGUUCAUAGUAAACAAAUAUUGUAAUGUUUAUGUUGAAAUCUUUUGUCCUUUAUUAAUGUGGAAAGAGUGUCUUUUAACAAUUUGUGUUGAUUUUAUUCUAUGUCCAAAAAAUAUCUCUACAAAGUACAAACUGUCAGUUGUGCAUAUUGUAUAGGGUUUGGGCUUGGAAAAUUUGAAUUUCUUAGCUGUAACAUGCAUGC